This is a messenger RNA of Rhodotorula graminis WP1, 933 nucleotides long. RefSeq lists its product as uncharacterized. NCBI's taxonomy places the organism in Eukaryota, Fungi, Basidiomycota, Microbotryomycetes, Sporidiobolales, Sporidiobolaceae. The record is from RefSeq and is a predicted model, not a curated record. The coding region runs from base 1 to 933 and encodes 310 amino acids. The transcript is spliced from 3 exons.
AUGUCGGACCGCCUCAACGACGACGUCCUCAAGCUCGUAUUCGACGAGCUCGCGCCGAUCGCUUUCGCAGGGUCCACGUACCGCCAGAUCAAGCGCGUGCUCCUGUGCCUGUGCCGCACCUCUCGCCGGUACUGCGCCAUCGCCCAACCGCUCCUGUGGCGGCACGUGCGGGUCUGGAGCCCGAAGCAGCUCGAGCAGCUGCGAGCGAGCAGUACUGCAUCGGGCCUCGGUCGCUGCACGGUCGCGUAUGACGUCGAGUCGCAGUACUCGCACAGCUUGAGCGACGCGCUCGACGUGUCCGACUUGCUGCCCAACAUCGUCGCGCUGCGAGUUCUCGCGGCACGAGGCUCGGUCGACGCUGCGCUCCUCGUCAAGCAUCAGGCGCUCGAGAACGUGGAGCUGCGCGGCGUCCAUUUGGACGGCCCGAGCGCUCCGCCGUCGCGCACCCUCAAGCACAUCCUCAUCGCCGACUCGAUGGUCUCGACGCCCUUCCUGCGCCGAUGGUUCACGCCCUCCCUUCUGCCGACACUGCGCACCGUCCACGUCGAGCGCGCCACCGACCUUUCGACUUCCCUCCCGGUUCAGCUCGACGAUAUACUCGCCCGGCCUCUUCUCGAUCAACUCGACUGCGUGUAUACCUCGUCGGAGCACGUCGACCCGCAGAGCGUCCUCGGCGGCAGCGUCGAGCCGCCCGUCCUGUUCGUGCGCCACGACCCGUCGGCGCCUUUUCCGCGCCACAGCAACCCGCGCAUUUUGCCCACCUGCGGCGUCGUCGAGGCGCUCAUUCGGGCGGACGCGACGGGCCAAGUACGCCUGAUCUGGUCGAGCGAGCGUCAGCCGGGCUCAAAGGGGCCUCUGACGCUCCAGUUCCACGAGUUCUGGCAGUACGCGCGCGAGCUCAAGGCGGCGAGGGCGGGCUCGACGGGUCGGUGA